CGCACCAGCAUCUUCCCGAGUGCUUGCUGCUUUGUUUCUGACUGAGUUGGGUCCACGACCGAGUCCUCACAUCCCGAAUAAUGGUUCUGUCAUUCGCCGCCUGGUUCUUGAUUGCCCUCGCACUGCGUCACACCUGUGUCGCGGUGUCCAUGUGUCCGACCGGAUGGCAAGACUACAACAAUCACUGCUACUUCUUUGGAACGGACAGUAGGUGCUGGACCCAGGCUGAGGACUAUUGUGUGUCCAAGGGAGGCCACCUGGCGAGCAUUAGGGACCAACAGGAGCAGGACUGGCUGACGCAGCGAACAGUGAAAAGUCUUCUCUACUGGAUUGGCCUGCGACAUGCAACGCCUGAGGGCAGCGUGUGGGAGUGGACGGACGGAACGCCUUUCUCCUACUCGGUCUGGUACCCCGGUCAGCCAGACAACAACAAAGGCGAGCAAAACUGCGGUGAGAUGCGGCCGACUGAUGGUGGUCGCUGGCAUGACUACGAAUGUGACUAUCUCCAGCGCUACAUCUGCAAGCUGCCCAAGGGCAUGUGCGCAAGCCCCACCAAUGGGGCGCCUUGUUCCUCUCAGGACAUGACGUGCGAGUGCAAGCUCGCCAUGACAUUCAGCGCGACCGGUGGCUUCCAAGGUGUCUUCGGCGGUCUCAGCGUGGGCCGCAAACUCGUCAUCGAGGGACAGUCCACUCGCGAAGCAACCAAACUGGUGAUCAACCUGGACGUGCGUGAGAGCAGCGGCAAGGAGACGGGUAGCACGGCGCUGCACCUGAACUUCAACUUUGGCACCAAGAGCUUCAUCGUCAACGCCAAAGUCAGUGACAAGUGGGGCAGUAAGCUGACCGGGAGCCUUCCCCAACAACACCCCUUCGGACCAGGACUCGCCUUUAAGAUUGUCAUCAAGUGUGGCAGUGGCGCUUUCCAGCUGACCUUCAACGGCGAGCCCCAGCAGGACUUUGAUUAUCAAGUUCAGGACCUGCAAAGUAUCAACUGGCUGUUGAUGUGGCAAGUGACGCAGAGCCACGUCCGGCUGAUGUGACCACGCGCCCAUCCGAGCACUGCUUCCUGUCUGGGCGUCGUUACGCCGACAGCAAUCGGCUCCAUUCGGACGUGUUUUUUUUUUUCUUAUUGUUUCUUUAGAGGUCGCCACCAUUUGUUGUUCACUUUAGAAUAACUGCAAGAUAAUCUCACGGUACAUUUUCACAGCGUUGAGGCCAGACGACGGCGUCUAAGCGUGCUUAUGUGGUACAAGUAUAAACACAUUUUAAUUUAAUCCACAUGUUCUGAUGAGUUCUCUGACUUUUUGAAGUGAUGAUUUAAACAUCCAUUCGUGCAACUGACUAUGUAAACAUGUUUGAACCAGAAUAAAGGCAUUGGCUCUUUCACUUGAUUUUGCUCCAUAUACUGUAUAUCCGCGUGUGUGUGCUGCGAGUGUGGUCCACUUCAG
This is a messenger RNA of Syngnathus acus (greater pipefish), 1448 nucleotides long. RefSeq names its product galectin-4-like. The record is from RefSeq and is a predicted model, not a curated record. Lineage: Eukaryota; Metazoa; Chordata; Actinopteri; Syngnathiformes; Syngnathidae. The coding region runs from base 81 to 1040 and encodes 319 amino acids. Gene Ontology annotation, molecular function: carbohydrate binding. The transcript is spliced from 8 exons.